AGCCAGGCUCUGACUUAACCACAAAGAACCACAGUCCACAAAGGGCCGCCGUCUUCAAGGAAACCCUCGCGUGGCGAUGGCCCCUCCUCCAACGGAAGAGCAGCUCCGGCGUGGAUCAGAGGAAACCGAGGCCCUCAUCCUUUCUGUUCACGGCGGCAGCCACGCGGGCGUUUGCACGGAUCAACCGUCAGCCCUAGGCGCCCCCGCGACCCAGAAUACGGAACCCCGUGAUGACCAGGCGCUCGUCUCCACAGAAUCAGAUCAGAUUUCCUUGCGCGCUCCUGAGCUCGUGAACACACAGGUGGACAGCGACGACCAGCGCGAUGCCCAAGUAAUGGAGGAGGACAGCGAUGACAGGGAGGGUAGUGAUGAGGAGGAGGAUACCAAUGAAUAUGAUGGCCAGACGGUAGACGAGAACAGCGAGGAGGAGGAGGUGGAGGAGGAUGAGGCUAGGGUUGAAUACUAUGCCCAAGUUAUUGACAAGGACAACAAGACAAAUUGCCCAGGAAAAAUCUACUCCAAGGAAGAAGCAGAUGAAAUAGAGGCCACAUCGUUUCGCAGUUUCACCAAGGCGUGUCAUGACUGCUUGAACCUGCGUGAGGAGAUUCUAGCCCGGGGUGAUAAGAAUGCUUGUCUUCCUUCUUUUCCCUUGAAAGUACUCCCUGUGGUAACAAGUCUAUGCAUUGAAAGCAACAUGUGCUACCACCGUGAAUACUUUACCCAUGAUAUUUCCACGACUGCAUCAGUUCUUGGGUAUCGCAAUCCAAGAACCAUGCUACAGGUCUUCUCUUUGCGCUUGACAAACUCUGAAUCCUAUCCCAUUAGUGUUCAUGGAAUUUUCGCUGUUAGAGAUGUUCUGGAACCACGGCGGAAUCUUGUCUUUAACCGUCACAGAGAGAAUGCUGUCACAGUUGAGCAGGAUUUUUUCACCUUACCUCUUUGUAGCCCUAGUCGAGGGAUGUAUGCACCGGAUCAGGCAUUACUGGAAGUUGAUCUUUGGGUGAAGGAGGGAGAUGGAUUGCGUGACGAACAGUUGCUCUUUGCAUAUGUUGAGCUUUAUUUCCAGUCACGUUUUAAUGAGAUGCGAACAGGACGGAUUCCUGGUGACAGUUGCAGCUUGGAGAUAGACUUCAUGUUCCUUUCACUGAGUGUUGAGGCUGUGAUACAAAUCUUUGCAAAGGUUGACCAUCCUCGUCAUUUGAGAUUUACUGCUUUCAGCAGUGGCUUUGAUCAUGAGAUUGUGCUGUUUGAUGACAAAUUCGUUGGGAGUGGGGACGUAAACCAGCAUGUUGUCGCUGUGAAGGCGAAGGGAAAAUUGGAUGUUCGCUUACAAGUGGAGAGAAUGGUGUUUCAGUGGACUUUCCAAGAUGGGUUGGCUGGAACUGUUAGUUCGCCGGACGACUCGCUCUUAGAGUAUGGCCAGUUUGUUGUGAGGGUGUUAUUUGCUCCAAAGGACUUGCAGCCUAGGCGAAAAAUGGUGAUGUUUAGGUGAAACUUCAUGAAAAGAAGUGAAUAAGUUGAUACUUCAGUAAGCACUAACGUCAAGGUUCAUUUCCUUGUGAAUCCUCGAAAUUCGUUUCUGAGCCGUGCUCAGAUGCACCUGAUAUCUUAGCCCUUCAUUCACAUGUGGAUUUGUGUAGUAGGUUGUAUUCUACUCUCUCCGUUCCUAAAUAAGACUUUUUAAAGAUUGUACUAUGGACUUAUUUUAAAGCGUAGAUUUGUUCA
Hordeum vulgare subsp. vulgare (domesticated barley) is the source of this 1725-nucleotide messenger RNA. RefSeq lists its product as uncharacterized. The transcript has 5 exons. NCBI's taxonomy places the organism in Eukaryota, Viridiplantae, Streptophyta, Magnoliopsida, Poales, Poaceae. The record is from RefSeq and is a predicted model, not a curated record. The coding region runs from base 77 to 1492 and encodes 471 amino acids.